Messenger RNA from Colletotrichum spaethianum, 3915 nucleotides. Its product is annotated as inositol-1,4,5-trisphosphate 5-phosphatase 1. The record is from RefSeq and is a predicted model, not a curated record. The coding region runs from base 1 to 3915 and encodes 1304 amino acids. The transcript is spliced from 6 exons. Gene Ontology annotation, molecular function: phosphatidylinositol-4,5-bisphosphate 5-phosphatase activity; phosphatidylinositol-3,5-bisphosphate 5-phosphatase activity. Lineage: Eukaryota; Fungi; Ascomycota; Sordariomycetes; Glomerellales; Glomerellaceae. Gene Ontology annotation, cellular component: membrane; cytoplasm. Gene Ontology annotation, biological process: phosphatidylinositol dephosphorylation.
AUGGACUACGCCAGCUCCGGAUCAUGGCCUACUCAGGUGCCGGCACCAGAGAAGUCUAGCCGACUUUACAUUCGCGACUAUCCCCAUCGAUCUAUCGCCCUGGUCUCAUCGUCCCACGCCCUCAUAUUCCGCUACAGCUCCGCCAGCACCGGCACAAACGGCUCCCUUACCUCACUCGCAUCUACCCGAUCACGGCCAAAUGGUGACGGAACCGCAUCAAAAUGCAUGGUCGAGUUUACUCAGAUCACCAAGAAGACGCUGGCCGACUACCGCCCCCUGACUCCACGACCAAUCUUUGGAACAUUGGGUCUGAUAUCCGUCGAGGGCGACGUGUUCCUUUCCGUCGUGACACAUGCCACAAGAGUCGCUACCCUUAGACCGGGGGAGACCGUGGAGCGGAUUGCGAGCGUUGCCUUCUUCUGCCUCAACAGUAGCGAGUGGGACGAUGUCGUUUCUCUGGACCCAUUGGAUUCCGAAACUUCAGAUGCCAAUUCGGUAUAUGGCCAGAACCUCAGAGGGCGAGAAGUUCAAGUGGAGCAUCCGUGUACAGACCUCCGGAAGCUUUUAGGCAACGGCACUUUUUACUAUAGUACCGACUUUGAUUUGACAAACAGGUUGCAGGAUAGGCACUUGCAGGUUGCUGACCGCUUUAGAACUGUGAAUUCGUACACGUUUGACAUCGACAACUUCGACGACUCCUUUCUAUGGAAUUCGUACAUGAUUAGCCCGCUGGUCCAAUUCCGGUCCCGUCUACUGCCCCAGGAGCGGGAGGCUUUAGAUUCCUCAAGGUUUCUGACCUCUGCCAUCCGUGGCUUUUGCCGAACAAUGGCGAUCCCGCAGACAAGCGCUCCAUUGAAGACUAGAUCGAGCGGCCUACCUUCGUACCUAACCGUUGUGUCCCGACUUUCUUGUCGUCGAGCUGGAACGCGUUUCAACUCCAGAGGAAUUGACGAUGAUGGCAAUGUCGCCAACUUUGUGGAGACAGAGACCAUAUACUGGAGUCCAGGCGGUACUCUCUUCUCAUACGCCCAAGUCAGAGGCUCAGUCCCGCUCUUCUGGGAGCAGACGGCGGAGCUCAUCCCCGGCAAGCAGAACAUCACCGUCAUUAGAUCACCCGAGGGAGCGCAGCCAGCCUUCAACAAGCACUUCGCGGACCUGGAGCAGGCCUAUGGUGCUGUACAUGUCGUAAACCUGUUGAGCGAGGGUAAGCCUGGCGAAGCCCAGCUGAGUCAGUUGUACCACCUGGGGGUAGAGCAUUGCCCCCUAAGCCAGGUCGGCGAGGAGGAAUCGCAAGACCACGCACUGCUGAGAGAAACCCACUACGACUUCCAUGCCGAGACAAAAGGCCCAGGAGGCUACGAAGCGGCGCGUCAGAUUCGCAGAUACAUCGAAAACUCGAUAGAUGGAUUUGCCUAUUAUUUGGCCGAAGAGUCGGUGGACGGGGCUGCUGACAACAACGAUAACCAAGGCUCAAAUCGGAUGGUGGUGGUUCUCCAACAGGAAGGUGUUUUCCGGACGAAUUGCCUUGAUUGCUUGGACAGGACGAAUCUGAUCCAGACCCUUAUAUCGCAAAUGGCCACAGAAGCUUUUCUGGGUCAUCGAGGCGAAUAUGCUACGUCGGACUUCUGGAUGAGACACUCGACCCUCUGGGCGGACAACGGCGAUGCUCUGUCGAAGAUCUAUGCCGGCACUGGUGCCCUAAAAUCAUCCUUCACACGCUCCGGUAAGAUGUCAUUGGCUGGCGCCGUCGCGGACAUGCGCAAAUCGGUGCAGCGUCUCUAUCACAACAACUUCACAGAUUCGGCUCGGCAAACGACGAUUGACCGCCUUCUUGGACGCCUUGUCAACCAAAUUCCCGUCCUUCUAUUUGAUCCUAUCAGCGACCACGUGUCUGGCGAGCUCACCAAGAGAAGCGCUGAAUUUUCUUCCGUACAGGACAUCACCAUGCUGGUCGGCACUUUCAACCUGAAUGGCCGCACUGAAGGUGUUGAUAGCGAUCUUGCUCCAUGGUUAGCCCCAGAAGAACUCGGUAACGUGUUACCUGAGAUCGUCGCCGUGGGGUUUCAAGAGAUUGUUGAGUUGAGCCCGCAGCAGAUCAUGAACAGCGACCCUUCCAGAAAACAGUUAUGGGAAGCUGCAGUAAGACGAUGUCUCAACAAGCGUGCCAAGGCACUUGGUGGUGAAAGAUACGUAUUGCUCCGAAGCGGACAGCUCGUUGGUGCUGCGUUGUGCAUCUUCAUCAAGGCCUCGGCCUUGCCCAACAUUAAGAAUGUCGAAGGAAGUGUCAAGAAGACUGGGCUGUCAGGGAUGGCGGGCAACAAGGGUGCGGUUGCGAUACGAUUUGACUAUGCGAAUACCCAUAUCUGUUUUGUGACAGCCCAUUUGGCUGCUGGAUUUUCGAACUAUGACGAAAGGAACAGAGACUAUGCGACGAUCCACCACGGGCUCCGUUUCCAACGAAACCGUAGCAUUGACGACCACGAUGCUGUUGUAUGGCUGGGUGAUUUCAACUACAGAAUUGGGCUCGGCUCUGAAGCUGCCCGAAGCUUGAUCAAGAAGCGAGACCUGGAAACGCUUUACGAGAACGACCAGUUGAACCUCCAGAUGAUUGCGGGACUUGCGUUCCCGUUCUAUUCCGAAGCCCGGAUCAACUUUCUGCCCACGUACAAGUUUGACCUUGGAACUGACGAAUACGAUACAUCUGAAAAGGCACGUAUCCCGGCGUGGACCGACCGUAUUCUACGUAAAGGAGCAAACUUGCGUCAAUUGGCAUACAACUCGGCCCCGCUCAAGUUCUCGGAUCAUCGACCGGUUUAUGCAGUCUUCCAGUGCAAUGUGAGCAUUAUUGACGAAGCCCUUCGAGACCGAAUCAGCAAGGAUCUCUAUCAACGAAGGAAAGCUGAAGUGGGAGACGCAACUGCCAACUUGGACUCUGAGGAGACCGAUGACGAGGACUUAAUUGGCUACGAAGCUAUUGAGCCGGGACUGCCUCCUGCGAGCUCUGACCGCCAAAAGUGGUGGUUGGAGAACAAGCAGCAGGCGAAAGUUGACAUCAAGCAGCCCAAAGCCCCCGAUGGACAGGCUACGGUGCUGAAUCCCAAUAGACCACCGAAUCCCUUUACGCCAACAGGAGAGCCAGACUGGGUCAACGUGCCGAGGUCAAGGCUGUCAUCCUUCUCCAGCGUCUCGACAUCGCCGUACGAGCAUGUCUACGCACCAAACGACCUUUCUUCAUCGGCUUCGAAUAGGAUUGCAAGGAAGCUGCCACCACCAUUUGACCCGUCGACCUUGUCAUCGAAGGUCGGCGGACUCAACAUCAAAGACGACAAGUCACAAAGGGGAGAGACGCCACCGCCCCCGCCACCACCUAGAAGGCAGACAGGAACCAACGCGGCAGUUCUACAACCCCCAUUAAUCCCUUCAAACCGAUCCCAAAAUCCGACACCUCCACGGCCGUCGUCUGCAAUCUCGCAGUUGUCGCAAUUGUCUUCACAGUCAAAAUCCAAGCCCGCUCCACCCGUUGCGAAGAAGCCAGCCCACCUAGCCACAUCUCCGGUUUUGAGCAGCAACGGAACUAGUCAGUACAAGGACGAUCCGACAGAAAGGCCGCCACUGCCGGCACGGGCUUCGACGGGCUUUACCAAUCUCAGCGCGGGAAUGGAAAGAGGAAUGCAUAGAAAGCCGAUUGGCACACCGGCCAAGCCGCCCAAGCGUGCGGAUACCCUCAACAUGGAGCCCGGCAGACAGAGCCCGAUGGCCGGGGCAGUCGCCCUGCCGGGGAUGAGAGCUGGUGAGGCACGGCCCAAGCCGAAGAUCCCGGCCAAAAAGCCAGUAGACCUAUUAGACUCGUUGGGUGACGCAGGGCCCAGCGACAUGGGAAGCUGGGAGACACUGGUUCCCAGCACGCAGAGAUGA